Molecule: messenger RNA, 3340 nt
Organism: Folsomia candida
Lineage: Eukaryota; Metazoa; Arthropoda; Collembola; Entomobryomorpha; Isotomidae
Exons: 30
Coding region: 198-3047 (949 amino acids)
Cellular component (GO): ribonucleoprotein complex
Molecular function (GO): RNA binding
Source: RefSeq, a predicted model, not a curated record
CACCAUCCCAGCUAAACCUUGAACAAAUACUUCAGGGGCUGUAUAGUUUUGAAAACAUUCUACAUUUGGACUCGCUCCCGUGUCGCUGCGACUGUGUUGGGGGGAAUUUUCUUCCAUGAUUUGAUGAUUAGUGAUGGGAUGCAACUUUAAAAUUCGGGUACAAGUUACUAUAUAAAUAAGACAUUACAUUAUUAGUAAUGGCGGACAAGAAACCAAAAAAAGAUAAGAAAGAUGAAAAACCUCCCGAGAAGAAAGACGAGAAACCUGCCGAAAAGAAAGAUGAUACGCCAGGGGACCAAAAAGGUCCGCCAGAAGCAGGGCGCAGGAUGACAGUUCUUAUUGGUCAAGAUGGAACUGGGAUCUCUCUUGUUCCAAUGCCUGCCCCCUCCUCAGAUCUUAGUAUACUUUCCAAAAAUGUCCCCGGUGGGGGUGCCAUACCGGCCGUCAUUCGUGCUCCAGGAAUGGAAGGAGAAGGGAUGGCCUUGCAGCUCGAAGAAGCAGAGGUUCUUCCGUAUGAAAGCGUUUUCGAAUGGGACAUUCAAGAUCCUGUCGGGUACUACGCAGAGGAUGAAAAAUAUGCAGCUCUGCUCAAAGUGUUUGAAAAAGACGAAGUCAAAGUAGCCGUUUUAGAUGGGAUGUGGCGUGACAGAAUUAAAUACCAAGUUCUUAGAAGAUUUACAUGGCCUCCACCACUCUUUCUUAAGCAAAUUUUCUUCACGAGAGGAUAUUAUGAAGACUACGAACCGAGACCUACAGUAAAUAUUCAGUGGUUACAUUUGCAAAGAGAUGCAAAACGGCAAAAACAGGAAGCGAAAAUGAGAAGGGCAGGAGAGAAUCGAUAUAAUUUACAAAUGGCUUUCGACAAUUCGCUUGGUCCAAAGGCAUCCUUGUCUGAAUUUGAUGAGAGUAUUUACAAUCGCAAUUUACUGGUUAUAAGAGGUUUAUCACGUGAUACUGACCCGGCGCUGCUAAGGAAGAUGUUUCCUAAAGGUCACGUUGUUCUCCUUGAUGACGGAAUGGGUGGUCUCAAGGCCGAAGUUGAAUUCAAAAAUUUGGAUGAUGCCAGAGCUGGGUAUAGAACAGGCAUGAGUUCGAAUAUCAAUGGUCAUCGUUUGAACAUACUCCCGAAACGAUGGCCUAGACCUUCCCUGUCUGAUUUUGACCCUGUCGUUUAUAAUCGUGAAAUCCUUGUUAUCCGCGGCUUAGAAAAGGAUGUACCAAUAGAAUUACUCAAAGAAAUGUUUCCUAAGGCGAAGAUUGUCAUGAAGGAUAAUGGAACAGGUGGGCAAACUGCAGAAAUGACAUUUGACAAUGAAGACGAUUCGAGUGAAGCGUAUCUGAAAGCUAUCUCCUCCAAGAUCAAGGGAUACACAAUUAACAUUCUUCCAAUUGAGCGAAAACCACACCCUAAGGAUUCGUUGUCUCAAUUUGAUCCAGUGAUAUACAAUCGUGAAAUCUUGAUAAUCAAAAACAUGCCCAAAACAACAGACUUGGAGAAGAUCAAGAAAAUGUUUCCAAAUGGCACAGUCACUGCGAAGGACAAUGGAAAGGGUGGAUUUGAUAUUGAAAUUGCUUUCAAAAGCUAUGACGAUUCGGCAGCUGCAUAUAAGAAAGCUUUGAAUGAAAAGAUUGAUGGAAAACCGUUCUAUAUUCGUCCAAUACAAUGGGAGGGAGAAUACGGGCCUGGAGCUGGAGGCAAGGGUGACGAUCUCAGCAAGUUCAAGAAACCAGCCAAGCCUCCACCACCUCCUGUCAUUACUGGUCAGAAAAAGUCCCUGUCCGAAUUUGAUCCAUUAGUCUACAAUCGUCAAAUAUUAAACAUUAAGGGUCUCUCAAAGGACACACCGCAAUCAUUGCUUGACCAAAUGUUCCCAACUGGCAUUGUGACCAUGAAAGAUGACGGAAAGGGUGGUCUUGAGGCUGAAAUUGAGUUUCAAAGUGAAGACGAUUCUAGAGCUGCGUUUAGGCACGCAUUAAAAUCCAAGAUCAAGGGGCAGGCAAUAAAUAUCCUUCCAAUCAUGCGACUUCCUGGAUCUGGACAAGACGAUAUUGAUCGAGGAGAUGUCAUUUACGCUAACCCUUACAUGAUUAAAUCCAAAAUUCAAGCUCAUCCUCUCCGUUCUAAAGAUCCGCCCAAGGGCGUUAAACCUAAAACCACCAAGAAACUGAAUGAAUAUGAUCCCAUCGACUACGACUACCUAAAAUUGGACGUUCAUGGAAUUCCUCCUGGCACGAAAAAAGAGGAUAUCAAAAAGAUUUUCCCUAGAGCCAGCGAAAUUAAGAGUUUGGAUCCGGAUGUUCGGUAUCCUGGAAAAUUGAAUGCAGUCGUUAUUUUUAAAACCCGAGAGGAUGCCAUGUACUCAUACAUUGAUAAUCAUGAACAAAUAAUCAACGGAGGAGAAAUGGAUAUUAUUCCUCAAAGAAAAGAUGGAAAACCUGAGCCGCUUAAAGGGAAAGGUGGAAAACCUAUUCCGGUAGCGGCACCGGCACCGGUACCUUCUGCAGUUGCUGACAAAAAGCCGGAUAAGCCAAAGGUGGCGAAGGCAUUGACGUCGUAUAAUCCUUUAGACUUUGACUACCUCAACUUGGAUGUGUCAAAUAUUGCUGCUGGUACUACAAAAGAUCAAGUACAAAAGAUGUUCAAGACUGGAAAAAUUAUCAAAUUUGAGCCAAAUCCUGUGAAUCCAAAAAUGAUGAUCGCCGUAGUUAGCUUUGAAACACGGGAAGAUGCUAUUGAGGAUUAUAAGAACGCGAUUGAUAAACCCUUAAACGGUCUCGAAAUUGACAUCGUCCCACAAAAGCUUUCGGAAGAUGCAAAGAAGAAGAAAAAGAAAGAAAAGGCACCAAAACAAGAAGAACCUGCCUCAACGACUGAGGUUAUUGAAGAAGUCUCCUAUGAAGUCGUUAAGAAGCCCAAGAAAGAGAAAAAGGCGAGAAAGUCAAAGGCAACGACAGUAGCCACUGAAGAACCAUCCGUCGAAGUGGUGGAAGAAGUGACAUAUGAGGUCGUGAAGAAACCCAAGAAAGAGAAAAAGGAAAAGAAAUAAAACCAACUAAAUUAAAAUCACUUUUUUGUUUCUUGGAGAUUUUUAAAAAAUAAAGUAGUGCUAGAAUCUAUUGUCCUUUUAAAGUCGGCAAUUUUAAUACACAAAUCGUCGCUCAAUUUCAUAAUACAUACUUAAGCAACAUGCCGCCUACCCCAAUGGAAGUUGUGGGUCAUGAAUUCGUGAUCAUACUUGGUAUGGCUGUGUGGACAUUAACAGCUAACAUUUUCAUCAAAUAUUUUAAUCUUCCCGAAGUUGUAUGUGCCUUACAAAUAAAAUCGCAUAUUUAACCUUUA